AUGGAAGUUACAAUAAAUCUAAGCUUGGCUGGUAACGGCACAGACAUGCAGCCCCAGUCCCUCUUUGAGUUCAGGGUCUUAGUGCCCAUUACUGCAAUCUGUCUUGUGUUGUUCCUGCUAGGGGUCCUGGGGAACCUCACAACUAUUUUUGUUUUCCAGUACUGCAAGGAGAUGAGGACCACGACCAAUUUAUACCUGUCCAGCAUGGCUUUAUCAGAUAUCUUGAUCUUUGCUGGACUGCCUUUCGACCUCUACCGCCUCUGGAGGUAUCGGCCCUUCGUGUUUGGGGACUUCCUUUGCCGUUUCCAGUUUUACUUGAGCGAGACUUGCACAUACGCCACGAUUCUGCACAUCACCACUCUCAGCAUGGAGCGCUACCUGGCUAUUUGCUUUCCAUUACGAGCUAAGAGGCUGGUGACCAAGCAGAGAGUGAAGCUGGUCAUCGUAGCUCUCUGGCUCAUUUCCUUAAUGACAGCUGGACCCAUUUUUUUCCUUUUCAAAGUGGACCAGCAGGAAUGCAAACAUACAGACCAAGCCGUCCACUCUGGACUUCUGCAAACUAUGAUUUGGGUGUCCACUGUGUACUUCUUCCUACCCUUGACUUGUCUAACUCUUCUGUAUGGACUCAUCAGCAGGAAACUGUGGAAAAGCAGGCAAGAGAUCCAGGAACCCAAUGCUAGGAACAGAGCGCGAUAUCACAGGCAGACCAUCAAGAUGCUGGUUCUAGUAGUACUGGCCUUUGCUCUGUGCUGGUUGCCUUUCCACGUGGGACGGAUUCUGUUCUCCAAUGCAGCAUGGAAUGGGACAGAUGCAAAAGCUCUCUACCACACAGCACAAUAUUUUAACCUCGUCUCGAUGGUUCUGUUCUACCUGAGCGCCUCCAUCAAUCCUGUCCUCUACAACCUCAUGUCUGGACGCUAUCGCUGUGCUGUAUGUCGACUUCUGGGAAUACACAGGGUGCCUCUGGGGACAGGGUGGUCAAGUCGCCGGAGCCAAACCAACACACCCAUAAAUACAGAGAUCAGCACGUGCGUGUGAGCAGUAAAAGGGAUUGGAGUGCCACAGAGAGCAAUGGGAACAUCAAAUAACUGUACAAGAGCUGUAUUCUGUGC
Messenger RNA from Polypterus senegalus (gray bichir), 1112 nucleotides. RefSeq names its product growth hormone secretagogue receptor type 1-like. Gene Ontology annotation, biological process: G protein-coupled receptor signaling pathway. Gene Ontology annotation, molecular function: G protein-coupled receptor activity. The record is from RefSeq and is a predicted model, not a curated record. Gene Ontology annotation, cellular component: plasma membrane. The coding region runs from base 1 to 1038 and encodes 345 amino acids. Lineage: Eukaryota; Metazoa; Chordata; Cladistia; Polypteriformes; Polypteridae. The transcript is spliced from 2 exons.